AUGAAGAGACACUACCUCCCCGUGGAUAAUUAUUACGGAUCUGUCGGGCUACCGCCAUACCGACAGCUUCGCGGUGCUUGGUGGGAAUCUGAUCCUCUUCAUAUCCCAGACUUGACCUCCGGCCUUGUCUCCGGCCUGGAACCACAUGAGGAACAAGACUCUGAUCACACCCGAUUCAACGAGUUGUUUCGGGGCUUUCCACAAGAAGUCAAGCACCAAAUCGUCGACUUGCUUCCACAAGGUUCCCUACCCCUAGACUGCAACUAUCUGGUGCCCCAGGAAGAAUGGAAGCACGUCUUUGUCAGAACUCCAUUCCUGUGGAACCUAGAUCAUGAAGCCAUUCACAAAAAAGCACUCUGCACCGCCAAACACCGAGUGGAACUGGGAGAAGCUGACCCGCCAAGUCAUGAGCCCCGUCACGGUGGCUGA
Molecule: messenger RNA, 429 nt
Organism: Fusarium falciforme
Lineage: Eukaryota; Fungi; Ascomycota; Sordariomycetes; Hypocreales; Nectriaceae
Exons: 2
Coding region: 1-429 (142 amino acids)
Source: RefSeq, a predicted model, not a curated record